GAAAAAUUUGUUUCGGCCAACGUUUCCUCCUCUCCGUUGUCUCUGCAGGCUGUUUGUCUUUAUGACGUAUCAGCCGCAGUACAACGAUGUAUUAGGCAAAAACAGUUGAGCGAUAAUAGAAUGGCCGGCAUUGCAACAGUUCAAACAAGGACGUUACAGGCGAUUUUUAUGGAAUCGGAAGAGGUGAUACGACAACUCACAGAACAAGAAAUCGAAGAGUUCAAAGAAGCUUUUAUGCUGUUUGACAAAGACGGAAAUGGUACCAUGUCCACAAAAGAGUUGGGUAUUGCGAUGAGAGCACUCGGGCAAAAUCCCACGGAA
Molecule: messenger RNA, 321 nt
Organism: Ostertagia ostertagi
Lineage: Eukaryota; Metazoa; Nematoda; Chromadorea; Rhabditida; Trichostrongylidae
Source: the annotation of a GenBank genome assembly